AUGCAUUCUGACAUUAGGUCAAUGUAUGAACUCAUUUUGCCUGAUUUCAAGGAUAUUACUUCGUGGUCUCGUCUCAUGCGACCUCCGGUGACCCAGAAGAUGGAAUCGAAUAAUAGAAUUAUCCGGGAUAACAAGGCUGCUGGUUUGGGUUUCGGAGGUGUAACCAUGUCUAUCAGUGACCAAGAAGGCAUAGACUUGUGUCAGAUUCUUAGACCCCAUCUAUCCAAUAAGAUCCUGUCUGAAGAGAAGAUCCUGGUUACACUCUGGCUUUUGGGGAACCAAGAGUCAUUCAGAUGUGUUGGUGACAGAUUCAACUUGAGCAAAUCAUCACUACACAAAGUAUUUCUUGAAGUAGCAUGUGCACUGAAUUUAGUUAUGGAAAAUAUCAUUGUAUGGCCUGCAAGAGAUCAAAUUAAUACAUUUACAGAACAAUGCUUUAGGAAAACUGGAUUUCCUGGUGUUGUCGGUGCUAUAGAUGGAACUCAUAUACAGAUUCCAGGUCCCAAAGAGAAUAAAGACUCAUAUGUAAACAGGAAAAUGUUUACAAGUAUUCAGCUGCAAGCAGUUUGUGAUUGUAAUCUAAGGUUUCUCGAUAUAUAUUCAGGAUGGGCAGGGGUUGUGAUCGAGAGAGCAUUUGGUUUACUUAAGUGUAAAUUUCGAAGGUUAAAAUGCCUAGAUAUGACCAGAGUUGACAAAAUGCCAUUAAUUAUUACAGCUGCUUGUGUUUUACAUAAUUUUAUUUUGUUCAGGGAAAACCUGGAUAUUCAAACAGAGUUACAAGACAUUGUUUUUGAACCCGAGCCAGAGGUUAUAUAUGAAGGUGUUCCCGAAGUGGAAAGAGAGGAAGCUAUUGCAAAUGAAAUAGCAAAUCUGCUUGCAUAA
Molecule: messenger RNA, 882 nt
Organism: Penaeus vannamei (Pacific white shrimp)
Lineage: Eukaryota; Metazoa; Arthropoda; Malacostraca; Decapoda; Penaeidae
Source: RefSeq, a predicted model, not a curated record